Molecule: messenger RNA, 879 nt
Organism: Rotaria sp. Silwood2
Lineage: Eukaryota; Metazoa; Rotifera; Eurotatoria; Philodinida; Philodinidae
Source: the annotation of a GenBank genome assembly
AUGAAUGCCAUUAUUUUAAAUCUGGUCGGAUUUUUUUUAUCACUAUUUACAAGUAUACUUGCAAUUAUUUUGUGUCUAUUUAUUAUUUUACAACGGCGAUAUCGUCAAAAUCUCGAAUUAUUUAUUUAUGCUGCAACAUUUUUCGCUGUUUUUCUACUUUCAUUAUCAGUAUAUUCAUUGACUGUACGAUCACUAAGAGUUGAUUUUAAGAUUGGAUAUGAUGGUGAUUCAGUAGUAUGUCGAUUACAAGGAUAUUUUCUUUGUUUCACUGCUUCAGCAUGUUUUAAUGGUUAUUGUCUUCAAGCUGCGUCAAGAUUAAUUCAUGUUGUGUAUCGUCAAUAUGUUUGGCUUCGAACAUUUAGAGUUCACUUAUUGGCUGUUAUUUUCAGCUGGCUAUUAGCUUGUUUUCUCAUGUGUCCGUAUCUUAUUAUUAAGAACUUGUUUGUCUAUCUUCCAAGCGAAAAUUAUUGUUUAAUAGCUUUUACAAAUCUGCCAGGAAUGAUUUACAUCGUUCUAUCAACAUUUCUUAUUCAAUUUGGAUUUGUUAGUCUAGUUUAUUUUCGACUAUUUGUUUUUCUUCACCAUUCAGUUGUAUAUAAUGCUAAUCGAGAAUUUGCAGUAGUCAAGAGUAUAUUUUAUACUGUUCUAAUUAUGAGUAGUAUAGGUAUACUUAAUGUUAUCGUGCGGGCAGUGUUUUUCUUUACAAAUUAUCUUCAUCCAAUGUCUUAUCGUCUGCAAUUAUUAUUGUAUUCAAUAAGUACUCUUAUAAUGAAUGUAGCAAUGAUUGUUAUCAAUCCUCGUAUACGCAAUUUACUAUUUACUCGAAAACGAACUAGUAUACCCCUACGCCAACCAGCAGCUAUGCAAAUACAAAACUGA